AUGAGCUCCAAGAAAACUCCGGUUGGGUUUAGGGUUUUGGGGCAGCGCUCGCUUCCUUGUUCAUUCUCUUGUCGCAAUAAAAUCCCUGCCAAGGUCGCAGAAGAUAAUGAGGGCUCGCUCGAGAGGCUCAACCACAAUUCUGCAACACCCAAGACAGUAAAGGUGAAGUCGCAGCCAUUUUCAUCAUUAUUGGGUCUGAAAGUUCCAAAUGGGUCCAGUGAUGAACAAAUUGAGGCCAAGAAAGGAGGGGUAGCAGAGCAGAUUUCUGUAGCAUUGGCAUUUGAAAACUUUAAGCAUACCGACAUAGGAAAAGGGCAGUCUAUAGUUUCACUAAGUGCUGGUGAAGUAGAGUGUUCUGACCAAGAUGACUUACAAGAAUUAAGAAAAAGGAGAAACCCUUGUGAAGAUGGGGAUGACAAACACACUGUGAGAAAGUAUUUUGCAGUUCUUGGAGGUGAUCCAAAACACAAACUGAAAAAGAGAAGGGCCGAGAGUCUCAUAAGCCCAGUGAAACCAGGACAUGUUUAUGAUCACUAUGAAAAUGGUUGUGGGUGGUGGGACGGUAAUAUGGAGGGUAUUGACAAUGAAGAAGUUGGUGUCAAUGAGGUGUGGGAAGGAGUAGGCUCAACCACAUUGGGAGGAAUAGAGUGGCAUUGA
Fragaria vesca subsp. vesca is the source of this 657-nucleotide messenger RNA. RefSeq lists its product as uncharacterized. The record is from RefSeq and is a predicted model, not a curated record. The transcript is spliced from 5 exons. NCBI's taxonomy places the organism in Eukaryota, Viridiplantae, Streptophyta, Magnoliopsida, Rosales, Rosaceae. Bases 1 to 657 code for a protein of 218 amino acids.